Molecule: messenger RNA, 2235 nt
Organism: Salvia miltiorrhiza (redroot sage)
Lineage: Eukaryota; Viridiplantae; Streptophyta; Magnoliopsida; Lamiales; Lamiaceae
Exons: 2
Coding region: 476-1984 (502 amino acids)
Source: RefSeq, a predicted model, not a curated record
AUGAUAAUAAUCUCAAUUUCCUGUCUGACUGUUUCCUGUUCCAGUUGGACAUUUUCUCAUAGAAUUACGAACUCAGCAUCUUCUAAAAUUUUUCUGUGAUUUACAAUCCGGAGGUAAUUUCUUAUUUUCUGGUCUUUUUUCUCUUCCAUCCCUGUAAAUUUUUUUUAAAAAUCUCGUAAAGUUCUUCAUUUUCUUUGUACCUUUAUUUUGCCCUAUUCUUUAUGCUUGUCUGGGUGUCAUCGAUCUUAUCAAAUCCAUUAGUAACCUUUUCGAUUUGAGUUCAAAAGAUGGAAUGUGUUCUUUGUGAAGAUGAGUGUUAAGGUGAUUAUGUAGAGGUUCGUUUCUGUGGAACUUGUCUGCCCUUUGAUUUGUUGAUUUUAUAGCCUGUGGAACUUUUGUAUAAAGGUGUUGUGUUUCCCGUCUUGAUUUUGGUGGUUGUAAAUUAAAAUUAUUGAGGGUAGGAUAAGCUUAGGAAAUGGGGGAAGAUUUCUUGAGUGGCUUAAGCAUUGAGAAUUAUCCCCCUUCAACAUUCUUGUCUAUGGAUUCAAUAGCUACCUGUCACGAGGAAUCGGAACGUGACAUGAAUAGGCAGGUUAUUCUUUCCGGGCCACCGGAUAUUAAUCUCCCCUUGUCUGUGGAGCCAAGCCCUCCCCCGCAGUCGUGGAACCACGACACAUUUGAUAUGCUUGAGGUUGGGCUAGGGCACCAGGUUAAUGAAUCAGAUAAGCUGAUUGAUUUGCCUAAGAUUGGGAGAAAGUGUGCCAAGAGAUUGGAUAGUGUGUGGGGUGCUUGGUUCUUCUUUAGGUUCUAUUUCAAGCCUGUUUUGAAGGAGAAGUCCAAGUGCAAUGUUGUUUGGGACAGCAAUGGUGUUGUUUCGGGUUUCGAUAAAUCUGAUCUUCAACUGGAUGUGUUCCUGGUGCAACAUGAUAUGGAGAAUAUGUAUAUGUGGGUUUUUAAGGAGAGGCCGGAAAAUGCAUUAGGUAAGAUGCAGUUGAGAAGCUACAUGAAUGGCCACUCGCGCCAGGGCCAGCGCCCCUUUCCGUUUACUGCUGAUAAGGGUUUUGUGCGGUCUCACAAAAUGCAGCGCAAGUACUACAGGGGACUCUCGAAUCCCCAGUGUUUGCAUGGUAUAGAACUGGUUCCAUCGCCCAUUCUCAUGGGCCUCGAUGAGGAGGAACAGAAGAAGUGGGUGGAACUAACCGGGAGAGAUCUUAACUUUUCUAUCCCGCCUGAGGCAAAAGAGUUUAGUUCUUGGAGGACCCUUCCAAACACGGAUUUUGAGCUUGAAAGACCGUUUUCGCAGCUGAAGAACAAUGUACAAACACACCCUCCUGCGAAGAAGCUGCUUAACGGCUCGGGUCUGAAUUUAUCAACUCAGCCAUCAAACCAUGUAAAUGGGAACGGGAUUGAUCUCUCGUCUGCUUGCAACAAGAAAAGGAAAGACAUGUUCGCACAUGGGAAUGAUGAAGAUUGCUGCUUGCCUAAUGAUCUCAACGGAGAUCGACAUCAAGAUGCAGAGUUUCAUCCGGCAGAGCCUCCUUGGUUGAAUGAGUUUAGCGGGGUGGUGAGAGAUGUAUAUGGCCCUGUUACAGCAGCCAAGACCAUUUACGAGGAUGAGGAAGGAUAUCUGAUUCUGGUAACCCUCCCUUUCGCUGAUCCUGAGAGGGUGAAAGUGCACUGGUGGAACAAUCUGACACACGGUGUGGUGAAGAUCUCGUCGGUGAGCACAGCGUGCAUGCCAUUUAUUCAGAGGAACGAGCGGACUUUCAAACUCACUGAUCCGGCUCCAGAGCACUGUCCAGCGGGAGAGUUCAGACGAGAAAUCCCUCUGCCCACACGGAUCCCUGAUGAUGCUAAGCUUGAAGCCUACUUUGACAAGAGUGGAACAGUUCUUGAGAUCAAAGUGCCUAAACAUCGCGUGGGACCAGAGGAGCACGAGGUUCUCGUCUGCCUUCGCCCGCCUAAUGAAUUUGUGUUAUCUUGAAGGUUGUGUAUGACGGAUGGAAUUUGAAUCUUGUGUGUUGAAGUUGGAAAUAACUGAUGAUUUUGAUUGUGGAAACUAUGACUUAUCAACUACAUUAGUAGACAUCUUUUUCUUUGAAUACUGCUUACGUUUGAUCAUUUUUUGAUGUAUUUUUUUUCUUUUGUGAUGUAUUAGCAGAUACUAGAUUUUUUGCGUGUUGAACUAAUGGCAUUUGUUUUUAAAAGCUUUAAGAAAUUCAAUUUUGUGAGUUA